Molecule: messenger RNA, 5316 nt
Organism: Mobula hypostoma (lesser devil ray)
Lineage: Eukaryota; Metazoa; Chordata; Chondrichthyes; Myliobatiformes; Myliobatidae
Gene: rchy1
Product: ring finger and CHY zinc finger domain containing 1
Exons: 9
Coding region: 90-836 (248 amino acids)
Molecular function (GO): zinc ion binding
Source: RefSeq, a predicted model, not a curated record
AACCGCCACGCCCCCUCUCCGGCCUUCUAUGGUGCCGGUUUCAGUUCGCACUGCGCCUGCGCUGAACUGUCUUCGUCUCUAGGUUAGUGAUGGCGGAGGGCGCUGCGGGGUGUGAGCAUUACUUGCGUUCCUGUCUGCUCAAGGCACCAUGCUGUGGAAAAUUUUACAUCUGUCGCCUGUGUCAUGAUGAUGCAGAAAAUCAUCAGCUUGAUCGCUUCAAGGUCACUGAAGUUCAGUGUGCAAAGUGUGAAACAGUUCAGAAGGUUCAACAGAGCUGUGAAAGCUGUAAAACUAUAUUUGGGGAAUAUUACUGCGACACGUGUCAUCUGUUUGAUGUGGACAAGAAACAGUACCACUGCCCAUCUUGUGGUAUAUGCAGGAUUGGGCCAAAGGAUGAUUUUUUCCACUGUGUGAAGUGUAACUUGUGUCUAGCUACUCAUCUCCGUGGGAACCACAAGUGUGUUGAAAAUGUUUCACGACAGAACUGCCCAGUAUGCAUGGAGGACAUUCAUACGUCUCGUAUUGGUGCUCACGUCCUUGCCUGUGGGCAUCUUCUUCACAAGACUUGCCAUGAAAUGCUGUUUAAUAAAGGAGCCUAUCGGUGUCCUUUGUGUAUGCAGUCUGCGACGGACAUGAGUAAGUACUGGGAAGAGCUGGAUGCAGAAAUCGCUCAGACACCAAUGCCAUCUGACUAUCAGAACAUGGUUGUUAAGAUCAUGUGUAAUGACUGUCAGCUCCACAGUACUGUGCCAUUUCAUGUGUUGGGUCUGAAGUGCAGUGGGUGUGGAUCGUACAACACUGCCCAGGAUGGAGGACUAAUCACUCUGCAGCAAUGAUACACAGCCCAUAUUCUGUAGAAUGUGCAAUUAAACUCUUAAAAGUAGGCUUGCGAUAUCUCAUUCCUUUGGACUAUUUUUCAACCAGCAAUCUUGAUUCUAAUUGAUUCAGAAACCAGUCAUACUUUUCAGCUCUUCAGCAGUAUGUUCUGUUAUUGUCUCCGUUUCCUAACAAUUUCCUGCCUUUUACAAGAGCCAAUUAUUGUAUUUAGAAGAAGUGUUCUUAUUGUUCGUCAUAAUGUUCUGUAAGAUGCUUUAUUUUGGACAUCUUCAUGACCUAUAAUUUUGGCUAUUGGAAAAAUCUCUUUCAGUCUGCAAUUCAAAAUUUCUGAUGCAAGUUUUCCAUGUCUCUUUAUUCUUUCCAAGAGUACCUAUGUUGGCAACAUACUCUAGAAAUAUCAGAAGAUCUUUUAAGAAUGAUAAAUGUAUAACACUUAUUCUAAGGUGACUUUAGUUUACUCCUCUGUGACAUUUGAAUGCUGUAUUGUUUUAUACAAUUUCCUCUGUGAUUUUAACAGGACCAUUUUGGGUUACACACUUAUUGACACAGCCCAGUAAUUACAGGUGACCCAUUCAUAGUGUGCUACCAACUUGGUUAGAGCUAACAUUAGCUCAGUGGGUAGCACAUCUUCUGUUGAGUCAGGAGGUUCAAACAAAAAAUUAGGCUGACGUCACAAAUGAGAAAAUCUGCAGCAGCCAGGAAGCCAAGCAACACACACAAAAUGCUGGAGGAACUCAGCAGGCCAGGCAGCAUCUGUGGAAAAAAGUAUUGUCAAUGCUUCUGGCUGAGACCCUUCAUCAGGCCCAGUUUAGUAGUAAAGGAGUGCAGCACUGUCAAAGGUGCCAGUUUUGAAAUUAACUGUUGCCUAAUCAGAUCUUAAAAAGUGUCUUGUGGCAGUCUUGAAGACCAGCAAGGGCAUUCUUUCUCCUCAACCAACAGCUAAAAUAUUUAAUUGCUAUGUGAAAAGUAUACACCAUAUUUCCUCCAUUUUAUCAGUAAUUCAAAAAUACUUCUUUGGCUUCAAAGCUGUUUAAGAUUUUCUGACAUCAUGAGAAGUUCUAUAAUAAAUGAAAGGGAUAAUAGUUACCACAUGGAGUGUAUAUAUCCUGGAAAUGUAAUUGGAGUCCAUAGAUCUGAAAUGUGCCUAAUACAUCAGAUCCCAGCUACUUUCAUUAUCUCCUGGUAACAUUUUGAUUUGGUGUGAUUGCAGGGACAAGUGUACAAAUUAUUUAAGCUGUCAUUUAACCAGAUGGAUGUGAAUCUCUAUGGAUUGUAUUUAUUGCCCAAAACUCAAUAUUAUGUUUUAACCUUAAAACAAUUGUGUUGCUUUCUUAUUACUUUAUUAUUGUCACAUGUACCAAGAUAGAGUAAAAAGCUUGUAGGCAAUCUUCUUCACUGUCCACUAUACAUUGAUUUUAUUUUUUACAUAUACAUACACAUACAGAGACACACACCCCUACCUAUUAGGCAAUACAUUACGUUUCUUUGGAAGGACAUACAGACUUUCUUACAGAGGACAGUGCAAUUGAACUCUGAUGCCCAAGCUGUAAUAGGAUUGCACUAGCCACUACACUACCAGGCUGCCCCAUUUUGUGAAUAGUAUGUCUAUCAUUCCAAAUGCCUCAUUUCAGCAGGUAAUACAGCUUUAUCUCCUCGUCCUCGUGUACAACAGCAGUGAGAACUUUGGUUUUAACUGUGCAUCUUGGUCUUUUCAACUGCUAGAUGGCGCCGGUAUCUUACAGAACAGAUAGACAAUGCCUAGGAUUUAGGUGCCCAUUCACUACAAUGGAAGCAGACGAUGUAUGAAAAGUCAAUGUGGAGUUUAUUGUCAUAUACACAGGUGCCAUUAUAAACUUGCAGCAGUAUCACAGACACAUACCAUCACAUAAGGGUAUUCACAAGUGAAGCAUAAACAUAAAUUGUGCACAAAUUUUAAAACAAAAGAAUUAUAACAAAAACAAAGUCAUUUGGUCCAAAGUGGUAUAGUGUUGCUAUACUAAGGUAAUGUUUAAGGUUUUGGUUGGUACAAGAACUGAAUAGUUGAAAGGAAGUAGCUGUUCUUGAACCUGGAUGAUGGUGAGCUUUGAUAGAUGUUGCUUUCUUGAGUCAGUACCUCCUAUAGAUACUACUCUGCGCAGCCUCUUAAAUUCCUGCACAUUGGAAGUGCUCUACCAGACCAUGAUGCAACUAGUCAACAGUACAUCCGUAAAAGUUUGUCAGUGUUCGGUAACGAGCUUUGCUGGGUUUGAGUGUUCUGUCAGUGUAAUUUCACUUUAAAUUGUAUGAACUACAAACGUGUGUAAGAUAAUCAACACUGAAUAAUGAUGGAGUAGAUGAAAUUAUGCAAUAGAGAAAUAUACUAAUUAUUGCCUGGAGACGACAACUCUCCCUCCCACCCAAAUUCUUCUCCCCCAUCCGACUCACCUCUUCACCCCACCUCACGACCAACUCCCCUCUCACCCCUCUCCUCCCACCAACUUUCUUCCCUCCCUCCCUGCUGUCUCUCUUUUCCUUUUCCUACUCCAACUCUCCCUUUCCAAAAGGUUUCACUCUUCACUUUCCUGGUGAUGCUUUUUCACUGACACUGAAACCUACUGGGUGUGGACAGAACACUGCCCUGCAAUUAUUGUCCAUUUCCUAGUGCUGCUGCUUUGAUUUCACAACUAGAACACGUGAAGCCAUCAGUAAAUAUUGGAAUGACUAAGCUGCUGAUGUAUCUUUAUCACUAAAUAAGUAGCAGGAGUCAGAGUUGUACCGAAUGGAAAGAGGCCUUAUGGCUUUACAUGUCCAUUGCCAACCUAGUUGCCUAUGUGAGCAAAUUCUAUUUCCCUAGAUUUGGCCCGUAUUCCUACUGUGUACCUGUCCAAAUAUCUCGAGGACUAGAAUAUAAAAGCAAGGAUGCAAUGCUGAGGCUUUAUGAAGCACUAGUGAGGCCUCACUUAGAGCAGUUUUAGGGCCGUUAUCUUAAAAAAGGAUGUGCUGACAUUGGAGAAGGUUCAAAGGAGGUUCACAAGAAUAAUUCUGGGAUUGAAAGGCUUGUCUAACGAGGAGUGUUUGACAGUUCUGUGUCUUUACUCAUGGGAAUUCAGAAGAAUGAGGGGUGACCUCAAUGAAUGUUGAAAGGCCUCGAUAGAGUGGAGAGGAUGUUUCCUUUGGUGGGAGUAUCUAAGAUCAGAAGACACAGCCCCAGAAUAGAGGAAUACCCUUUAAGAACAGAGAUAAGGAGGAGCUGCUUUAGCCAGAGAGUGGUGAAUCUGUGGAACCCAUUGCCACAGCCAGCUGUGGAGGCCAAGUCAUUAGGUAUAUUUAAGGCAGAGGUUGAUAAAUUCUUGAUUAGUCAGGGCAUGAAGGGAUACAGGGAGAAGGCAGGAGAUUGGGGCUGAGAGGGAAAAUGGAUCAGCCAUGAUGAAAUGGCAGAGCAGACUCGAGGGGCCAUAUGGCCUAAUUCUGCUCUUGUAUCUUAUGGUCUUAUGGAACUCAUUUUGGCAACCAAACCAGAAGACAGAUGAGAAUGUUUUGUGACAAAUGCUUUAAUGUAAAAUGUGGUAUUUGAAAAUGCAGUGGAAGCAGUUUAAACUAAAUUUGCUUUUUAAAGAUGGAAAUUAUGCAUUUGGAGAAAGACUGGUGGAGGUGGGGUGGUGAACAAAUAAAUGAUUGAUGGAAGAGAGUUUGACAGUGCCAGUGUAGAAUGGAAGGGCUAAAUGGGUUCUCAGCACCUGAUUCUAUGACAUUGUGAUGGUUGGAGAAUGACUGAAGGAGUGAUGGUGGUUGGGCAGUGUAAUAAAGGGACAAGUCUGGAAAAAUGACUCAGAAUAGCCAGGAGUCCCACACGUGGCUAAUUGAACUCCUUACACAAUCUGGAUGUAGCAUGGAAACAGGCCCAUUUACUCUCUGCUGCCGUUUGUGCCUCAUUAAUGCUCCUUCCUUUGACUUUUCAGCAGUUUCUGUGUGACCUGGAGCCUAUUCAGUCUGUCAAAGGAGAGUAUCCUAACUAUUUGUAUCACAGGCUGGUAUAGAACCAGUAAUGCCCAGAAACGGAAAGGCUUCAGAAAAUGAUAGAUGUGGCUCAGGCCGUCACAGGCAAAGUCCAUCCCACCGUUCAGUACAUUUACAUAGAGCACUGUCACAAGAAAGCUGAAUCCAUCGUCAAAGACCCCACCAUCCAGACCAUGUCCUCUUCUCACUUCUACCAUCAAUCAUCCAGGAGGUAAAGAAGCCUUGGGUUCCGCAGUUAUUACCAUACAAGCAUCAGGCUCCUGAGCCAGCAUGGAUAGCUUCAGUCACCACUAUUAACAGAUUCUGUGCCCUGCAGACUCACUCUCAAGGACUUGACAUCUCAUAGUUUUAGUAUUAUUUUUAUUUGCUAUUUGUCUUUUGCUUAUUGGUGCUUGUCUAUCUUUAUUUAUGUGUAGUUUUUUUGUAAAAUUUUAAUGUAUUUUUUGUAUAAAUGCCUGUAAGAAAAUGAAUCUCAAGAUAGUA